This is a messenger RNA of Scophthalmus maximus (turbot), 3356 nucleotides long. RefSeq names its product prostaglandin-endoperoxide synthase 1 (gene ptgs1). Gene Ontology annotation, cellular component: cytoplasm; neuron projection. Lineage: Eukaryota; Metazoa; Chordata; Actinopteri; Pleuronectiformes; Scophthalmidae. The record is from RefSeq and is a predicted model, not a curated record. Gene Ontology annotation, biological process: cyclooxygenase pathway; response to oxidative stress. Gene Ontology annotation, molecular function: heme binding; oxidoreductase activity, acting on single donors with incorporation of molecular oxygen, incorporation of two atoms of oxygen; peroxidase activity. Bases 1030 to 2826 code for a protein of 598 amino acids. The transcript has 11 exons.
CUCAGAGCCGAGAGUCUGUGGACGGAGGCGGCGACAGCGUCAAAAUAAGAGACAACAGCACAAUGUGGGUGCGGAGAAGUUUUGUGCGGGGCAGAAGAAAAAAAAGAAAUACAAAAUGCCGGUGGAGCUUGACGGGGGAGAGGUGGUUGCUCAUGGGCACUGCAGCAGACAGGGCAGCAUGAAGACGUGUGACGGGAGCGAGCAGGAGGAGAGUGUAGUGGAGGCGCUGAGCCUGGAGCAGCGUCGUUAACAGCCUUCGGUUUAUGGCUCUUUCAUUGUGUUUCUACAGUAAGAAGUACAACAUUUCCUUCUGGAAUGUAGAGUACAUGUGUAGUGUUGCAUGGAAAGAAGAUGAAGCUCAAAUUCGAAUUUAAGUCUAGUUUGGAAAUCCAAGCAAAUGCAAUGACAUAGUUCAGUUAAAUAGUAAAUAAUCUCGUUGAAGUUGAACGUCUCAAACCACCACAACUGUAUCAUUAUCUCAUGAGGAUAUUCUCUACUUACCAGUGCUGAUUUUGUAAAACACACUGGCUUCAACUUCAUCAAUUUGAAAUGAAAUGUGCUUGUUCAGUUCAAUUCAAUCCAAUGACUAUCAUACACUAGGUUAUAAAUUGUAAGUUAGACGACAAUGUUAUUUUGACUCGCCAGCAGGUGGAAAUAGAUCACUGUCAGGGACUGGCACAAAAAAAUACCCCAUUAUUUCAUAAUUUCAUAAUUUGAAGACAUGCAUUUUUUGUAAAACUCUGAAACACAUGACGUUUAAAGAUUAUCCUGAGAGAGCAAUUUACCCACAACUUCUGGUCAAAUCAGAAUUAUGUGUUGACAGUUGAAUUGGGUUUAGUGUAAAGUCUGGCGAAGACCGAGCGGAGGAAGUAGAGGAAACUGUGUUUACGCCCUUUCUCAAAAGCUGAUGGUAUAAAGCCAUGUCACUUAAUGUCUUUAUGACCACAGUCUCCUUCGAGAAACAGGUUUUUUCCCCAUAUUUAAUAUCAUUUCUUUCUUCAAAUUCCCUCAUCACUGGGUGAGCCACGCAUGGAAAUCAUGAGAGAGUUUGGCGUCUCCUCCCUGUGGGUGUCCUUCAACCUGCUGCUGCUGCUGCUGCAGACCUCUUCAUGUGACUCGAGUGUUGUGAAUCCCUGUUGUUACUACCCAUGUCAGCAAUCGGGAGUGUGUGUGAGAUUUGGUACAGACGGCUACAAGUGUGACUGCACUCGCACUGGCUUCUAUGGAGAAAACUGCACUGUUCCGGAGUUCUGGACCAGGGUUCGUCUCAUGCUGAAGCCCAGCCCCUCGGUGGUUCACUACAUCCUCACCCACUUACGGUGGUUCUGGGACGUGGUCAACAACUCUUUCCUGCAAGACACCUUCAUGAGAUUAGUGCUGACAGUCAGAAGUGAACUUAUUCCAAGUCCUCCGACCUACAACACCAAAUAUGGAUACCUCAACUGGGAGUCGUACUACAACAUCUCCUACUACACCCGGCUCCUCCCUCCUGUACCCGAAGACUGCCCUCUGCCCAUGGGAACUAAAGGUAAACCGGUCCUCCCUGACCCCAAAGUGUUGACCGAGCGUUUCUUUAAAAGAACCAAAUUUCGGCCAAACCCCCAGGGAACCAAUCUGAUGUUUGCCUUCAUGGCCCAACACUUCACCCACCAGUUUUUCAAGACGGACCAUGAUGUUCAAGUUGGCUUCACCAAGGCUUUAGGACACGGGGUAGAUGCGAGUAAUAUUUAUGGAGACAACCUCAUGCGACAGCUUCAACUCCGGCUUCGUAAAGAUGGAAAGCUAAAAUAUCAGUUAGUUGAUGGUGAGAUGUACCCCCCUGCCGUAUCUGAGGCCCCCGUGCACAUGAUAUACCCUGAGGGUUUCCCUCCACAGCACCAGCUGGCCAUUGGUCAGGAGUUUUAUGGCAUCCUGCCCGGUCUCACCAUGUACGCCACCAUAUGGCUGAGGGAGCACAACAGAGUCUGUGACGUCCUGAAGGCAGAACAUCCCACCUGGGAUGAUGAGCAGCUUUUCCAGACCACCAGACUCAUCAUCAUUGGGGAGAUCAUCAACAUUAUCAUUGAAGAGUACGUGCAGCAGCUGAGCGGUUACCUGCUGAAGCUGAAGUUCGAUCCCUCCCUGCUCUUCAAUGAGCGUUUCCAGUACAGCAACCGUAUCGCCAUGGAGUUCUGCCACCUCUACCACUGGCACCCGCUGAUGCCCGACAGCUUUCUCAUCGACGGAGAUGACAUCCCCUACUCGCAGUUUCUUUACAACACAUCGCUCCUCAUGCAUUACGGGGUGGAGAAACUGGUGGACGCCUUUUCUCGACAGCCUGCGGGACAGAUCGGUGGAGGUCGCAACUCUCACGAAGUUGUACUCAAAGUGGCGGACAUGGUCAUCAAAGAGUCCAGGGCGGCUCGUGUGCAGCCCUUCAAUGAAUACAGGAAGAAGUUUAACCUGAAGCCAUACACCUCUUUUGAUGAGUUUACUGAUGACAUCGAAAUGGCCAGAGGUUUAGAGGAACUCUACGGGGACAUUGACGCCCUGGAGUUUUACACUGGAGUCCUGCUGGAGAAAGUGCGCUCCAAUGGUAUAUUUGGUGAGAGCAUGGUGGAGAUGGGCGCUCCCUUCUCCCUGAAGGGCCUGCUGGGAAACCCCAUCUGCUCCCCCGUGUACUGGAAGCCCAGCACCUUCGGGGGAGAAACGGGCUUCAACAUUGUCAAAACUUCCACUCUGAAGAAACUGGUGUGCCUCAACACCAAGUGGUGUCCGUAUGUGGACUUCCGUGUUCCACGAAGUGAGGAAGAGGCAAAACCAAGGAAACCACUAACUGAACUCUAAUGAAAGUUCACCCGGCGAUCUGUGGCUCGAGCAACCACAGUCAGUUCAUCAUAGGUGUCAUAAUACAGUUGUCAGUCUAAUGUAAAAUUUCUCAUAAGACCAGAGAAAAGGUGAUGUUGAUACUACAACUGAGAGGUUUUGUAAUGUGCCUGCAGUGAAUGAGAUCUAACCUCUGAAAAUAAAGCUGACAAAUCACAUACUCUUGUUGCAGAGUCAUGUCGGAGGCACAUGCAAAAAUAUCACAAAAUGUUUUAUUGUCUCCGUGUUGAUUGAUACAGCCCCUAUUACCCUCCUUUGGUUUAAAAAAAAUAAAAAGGUUUAACAGUCAAGUAGCUUAUAGGAGAGAAUGAAUCAGAGGAACAAAUAUUGCAAUAUUUAUAAAAAAGUAAUGUAUCCGUGGCUGUUUUACUUACGAUGUUACUGUACAACACAUUUCAGUAUUUUUACUUGAACUAACCAGAUACAUAAUAUGAAACAAAGUGAAACUUGUCUUCAAAGUAAAUAAUAAUAAAAUCAUUACUACACACAUA